Molecule: messenger RNA, 1836 nt
Organism: Cydia pomonella (codling moth)
Lineage: Eukaryota; Metazoa; Arthropoda; Insecta; Lepidoptera; Tortricidae
Product: synaptic vesicular amine transporter-like
Exons: 12
Coding region: 235-1677 (480 amino acids)
Biological process (GO): transmembrane transport; aminergic neurotransmitter loading into synaptic vesicle
Cellular component (GO): synaptic vesicle membrane; terminal bouton
Molecular function (GO): serotonin:sodium:chloride symporter activity
Source: RefSeq, a predicted model, not a curated record
UCGAGUAUUGCGGGGCUCUGGCUGUCUGUGGCGGGCAGCGCUCCGGCGCGUGAGCGCCCGGGCCUGGCGUGCGGAGCGUCGACCGUACUGGAAAUCUGUAAAACACAUAUCAGUGGCCAGGCGGAAACUAUUUCAGUCGAAUACUUACUGAAGGACAAACAAACUAUGUCCGAAUGAAUUGCUGUCGGGCAUGAGUCGUGGUUGCGGCAUUGAGUGGGAGGCUACGGACGCGGCAUGAGCGCUGAGGAGCGAGGUCUUGUGGCCUUCGUGCUCGUCUACCUGACAUUCUUCUUAGACAAUGUUCUCCUAACCGUGUUAGUGCCCAUCAUCCCGGACUGGGUGCGCGGCGACGAGCUGGCGCGCUGGACGGCGCAGGACGCGCCGCCGCCGCUGGCCGCGCUGCUCAACCACACCGUGCGCCAUGCCAUCGCACACGACAACGACACUCACGCGCAUACCUUAGGCAAGCUAUGUAACACAUUCACACCUACGAGCGUAGCGCUAUGUCCUAAACGUGAUGUAGUUGAGAGCGUCCGACGUGGAGGAAGCACGGCAGUGGUGGGCGUGGUGUUGGGAGCGAAGGCUGCCGCACAGCUGGCGGCGGCACCGUGGGCUGCGCGAGCUGCGUGUGGAGGAGCGGCGCGCGCGCUUGGAGCGGGCACGACGUUGCUGGCUGGCGCGGCUGGCGUGUUCGCGGCGUGCGGCGCGGGCGGCGGCGCGUGGUGUGCAGGUGCGGGGCGCGUGCUGCACGGCGCGGGAUCAGCGCUGGCGGGCGUGGCGGGGCUGGCACUGGCUGCCGCCUGUGCACCGCAGCGACUGCCGGCACUACUAGGCGCUGUGGCACUAGGCGUUCUGGUUGGCUACCCGACGGGCGGGCUACUCGAUGCCACUUGGAGUUUCCUCUUGCUGGCUGCUUUGCUUCUGGUUAACUUAGCUCUACAAUGCGUUUAUUUACGAAAAGAGGAAUUUAAUCGGGUGACCGGCAGUGGCGGCGCGUGGUUCAGCGCACGAGGCGCGGGUUACGCGGCGCCAGCGGCGGCCUGCGCGGGCUGCGUACUGCUCACUACCUGCGUCAUGGCCGCCCUCGAGCCAACCUUGCCGCCCUGGAUCCGCGCGCGCUUCCACCCGCAGCGAUGGCAGACGGGCAUCGUGUUCGUGCCGGACAGCGCGGGCUACCUGCUGGCGACGUCGUGCGCGGGGCUGGCGGCGCGCGCGCUCGGCGCCGAGCGCGUGGCUCUGGCGGGCCAGGCCGCCGUCGGCGUCGCCGCGCUUGCACUCCCGCACGCGCCCACGGUGUGGUGGCUAGCGCUGCCACACGCGGCGCUGGGCGGCGGGCUGGGCGCUGCCGAUGCUGCUCUGGUGCCAGCGCUCCUGGCGCGGGCGCCGCGGCAGGUGCCGCACCUCGCCGCACUACUGCAGGCUGCUUCCAGCGCUGCUUAUGCUCUAGGCCCUGCGCUGGGCGGGCUUUUGGCGUGGCGCUGCGGGUUCGCCACAGCACUGCGCGUGCUCGGCGCCGCAAAUCUGCUCUACGGCAUGUUUCUCUACACUCAUCUCAAGAAACACCCGCUCUCGCCACAGUGGGGCGCGAGUACGCCUGACGACGAUGACUCCGAGGCGUGCGAGUCUGGAGUGGAGAGCACGCCGCUUCGUCCGCGGCAGUAUACGCAGCUGCAAUAGAUAUCUUAUUCCUGCCUACAGCUCGAGACUAUUACUUUUUUUAUUAGAUACUAUAGAGAUGAUUAUGACUACAUAACCCUCUGCCUGCAAAAAAUCAAUCGCUACUCAUCUUUCUAAAUACUCGAUAUUGUUGGUAAAUAUAAUCUGCAACCAAAUUAA